AUGGAUAGCCGAAUAAAAGUGAUGGACAAAAACUUUGAAUCAGUUGCAACAAAUACUAUACAAGUAUGGACGCUAGAACAGACAUUAGCAGGCCUAGCUAUUGUUUUAAGCCUGUACCUAGUAAUUGUUUUAAAACUUUUACCAGCCUACAUGAAGAAUAGAGAACCACUGAAACUGAACAAGGUUAUGUUAACAUAUAACGCUUUCCAAGUCGCCUUCUCGUUAUAUUUAGUGUUUAUUUACCUGAAAUAUAUAUACCGAUUUCGGAUCAUCACCACGCGGUGCCCAAAAGGCCAGGAUUUACAGGAGGUAAUUUUCGACAUCUACCCUUACUUUAUUGCUAAACAUUUGGAUUUAUUAGACACAGUGUUCUUCGUACUGCGAAAGAAAGACAACCAAGUAACGUUUCUCCAUCUAUACCACCACACCACAAUGGUGACAUGGACCUGGUUGCACUUGAUGUACCACCCAACAGAUCACUUUGUGGUAGUGGGGAUGCUCAAUAGUUUCAUCCAUGUGAUCAUGUAUGCCUAUUAUGGAAUAUCAGCUUUGGGGCCCGAAUAUCAGAAGUAUGUUUGGUGGAAGAAGCAUUUAACCAAGUUCCAAUUGGUCCAGUUCAUUCUAGUGCUGUCUCACCUUCACUGCCAGCAGAAGUUCUCUCCAUGUCCUCUUCCUACCUUUUUCCACAAUUUCUGUUUGUUCCUCAUUUGUUCCUUCUUCGCUCUAUUUAUGAAUUUCUACAUCCGUAGUUAUAAGAAAAGGAAAAAUCCUGCAAAGGAAGGAAUUAAUAUAGAAUACACGGAUCACCAGAAAUUAAUAAAGGCGCGUUAG
Molecule: messenger RNA, 831 nt
Organism: Arctia plantaginis
Lineage: Eukaryota; Metazoa; Arthropoda; Insecta; Lepidoptera; Erebidae
Source: the annotation of a GenBank genome assembly